AUGCCUACACCACCACCCAACGUAACUGAAGAAAAUAUAGAGAACUUUGAGCGAAGAUGGAAACAUGUGCUGGAUUUACCUGAAUAUGAGAAAACAAAAACCGAAAUAAAUAAAAUUAAAAUACACGUUCGCAAAGGAUGCCUUUCGGAUAUUAAUCCAGGAGAAGGAACUUCUAUUAAUGAAAAUUUACAUCAUUUUAUAAAUAGAUGUCUUCUAUGUGGAUCGUCAACAAUCGGUCCAGAAUUGGCAACUGCUGUACUGACCAUUCUUUUCUACACAAUAAACAGCAAACGAAAACGAUAUCACCAUGACAAAAAUACCAGGACGCACGUAUCUAUUCCAAUUGAAUCCGUGCUGCAAUGCGGCAAGGAACCGGCUGUCAGUUCAAAAAGUAAUUUGGACAAAACCAAUUCUGAUCAAGAUAUAUUGGUAAAUCAAGAAACCGAAACUGAGUCCCAAACGAAGCCUGUGGAAUCACCUUUACUUCUGGUUGGUGACUCAGUUGACGAUUUUUGCCAAGUAGAUGUUGCCGAAACCAUACUUAAACAUUCAAAUGAAAUGCUCAAUGUACUGGAGCGAAUAAACACUGCGAACCAAAACCGUUCAUUUAAUGUGUUUGAUACUCCAUUGCUGCAACUAAAAGGAUUGAAUAACAUAAUAUACACAGAAACAAUUGAUCAACAGCUUGUAGAUGAUAUAGUUAAGCAAAAUACGUUAGUCAGAAACCUAUCAGGCUAAUUAAUUUAACUAAUAUUCCAUUCAAGAUAUGUGGAAACUUUCUGGAAGAUAUAGAUGUUUCCUAUCUUCCACCAUAUGAUAAUAUUCUUUCCAUUACAUAUACAAAUUAUUCAUUACCCAAUUUUAUAUUCUCGAAAUGAAUAAAUCUAUCAACAAUUUAAAAUAGUUGAAUUGUUUUUAGACUCAUCAAAGAAAAAUCCAAACCGGGGUUUAACACGUUGCACCUGUGGAAAAAAUAGCAAGCGGGAACAGGCCGAAGUGGUUCAUUGCGUACGAAAUGAAUCGUCACGUUGUCCGUGUGCUGUUAAUGGAGAUGUGUGUUCCAGAGAAUGCAAAUGCAAAGGCUGCCAAAACAAAGAGAAAAUAACUACCGUCCAAUCAACUUCGAAUGUUAUAAGUUGCUCUUGUGGUAAAGGAAAAAAGAAAUCUGAUCCCCUAUACAAAUCCUGUACGGACGGUGUAAGGAAGUCCAAAUGUAGGUGCCUUAAGAAUGGUUGGAAAUGUACGAGUGCAUGCGAGUGUUACAACUGCCAUAAUCAAACAAAAGAGCUUCCAGUACCAACGCAGAAUGAUGAAACGAAAAGUGGAAAACGAAAAAGGGUAAAUCCGUCGCCGUACAAAAGAGCGAAAAGCAAAGAAUAUCUAAAAAAGGAAAUGGGACACGAACCAUUGCAAGGAUCUUGGACACACUUUGAAACGUUCGUUCUAGUAAGUAUUUUGUCUUUGCUUUCGACGUUACCUUUGUCACCAUCUAUUAACGACAUAGCUAAGCUGUACAAUUUCAUUGCUGACUACGACAAAAAAUGGCAGAAAAACGAACACCGAGCAAAGAUACGAGCGAAAUCAACGGCACAAAUGAGCGGGAAAGUAUCUAAUAUUCAAGAUAUUCAAGAAAUAAAUGAGUCCUUACAGCAGACUGAAUAA
Messenger RNA from Paramuricea clavata, 1662 nucleotides. Lineage: Eukaryota; Metazoa; Cnidaria; Anthozoa; Malacalcyonacea; Plexauridae. The record is from the annotation of a GenBank genome assembly.